Messenger RNA from Exophiala aquamarina CBS 119918, 786 nucleotides. Its product is annotated as ribosome biogenesis protein n. The record is from RefSeq and is a predicted model, not a curated record. NCBI's taxonomy places the organism in Eukaryota, Fungi, Ascomycota, Eurotiomycetes, Chaetothyriales, Herpotrichiellaceae. The transcript has a single exon. Gene Ontology annotation, biological process: maturation of 5.8S rRNA; maturation of LSU-rRNA. Bases 1 to 786 code for a protein of 261 amino acids. Gene Ontology annotation, cellular component: preribosome, large subunit precursor; nucleolus.
AUGCCUCAAAACGAGUAUAUCGAAAGAUGGCAGAAGCAACAUGGCAAACGUCUCGACCACGACGAGAGAGUACGGAAGCGAGAGGCCAGAGAAGGCCAUGCGCAGUCUGAAAAGGCGCAGAAUCUGCGCGGUCUGAGGGCCAAACUGCAUCAGAAGAAGCGACAUGCCGAGAAGAUUCAGAUGAAGAAGGCCAUCAAGGCGCAAGAAGAGAAAGAUGUCAAAUCGGCCGCUCCAAGCGAACCGUCCUCCCAACCACUGCCCAGUUAUCUACUUGACCGAUCACAAGCCAACAAUGCCAAAGCACUAUCAAGCGCGAUCAAGAAUAAGAGAGCCGAGAAGGCCGCGAAGUUCUCGGUUCCCUUGCCCAAGGUGAAAGGAAUCAGUGAAGAAGAAAUGUUCAAGGUGGUCAAGACCGGCAAGAAGACAGCGAAGAAGAGCUGGAAGAGGAUGAUUACCCAGCCAACGUUUGUCGGUCCGGAUUUUACGAGGCGACCGGUCAAAUACGAACGCUUUAUUCGCCCGAUGGGUCUGCGAUACAAGAAGGCCAAUGUCACACACCCUGAGUUGGGUGUUACAGUCCAACUUCCGAUUAUCAGUGUGAAGAAGAACCCGCAAAAUCCUCUUUAUACCCAAUUGGGAGUGCUCACUAAGGGCACGGUGAUCGAAGUCAACGUUUCUGAGCUUGGACUGGUCACCACGGGCGGUAAGGUUGUCUGGGGCAAGUAUGCACAGGUUACAAAUGAUCCGAGUCGAGAUGGCUGCUUAAACGCAGUGUUGUUGGUGUGA